Molecule: messenger RNA, 3533 nt
Organism: Caenorhabditis angaria
Lineage: Eukaryota; Metazoa; Nematoda; Chromadorea; Rhabditida; Rhabditidae
Source: the annotation of a GenBank genome assembly
AUGGGAAAUCAAUCGGCUCGUCAACUAUCGACACAUCGAAAACACGUGGUUCACACGUGGCUCACCAUCAAUUCGCACGAUCCACAAUUAUUGAUUGAUGCGAUCAGUGAGGCUUGGCUGAAAUCGGCCGAAUUGACGCCGACGUGGGUUUGGGCACUGGUGGAUUUGCCCGAAACUCAACACGCCACCUAUCGACAAAAUGCACAGUUUUUGAAUAUUAUUGGACAGGUCAAGGAUUUUUUGAAUAUUUUGAUCAAGGUGAGUGGGAUUUGGGGAGGUUCGGGGACAAAAUUGAAUUUUAAAAAUUCAAAUUUUCGCGCACAAAAUUCAAGCGGAAAAUAAUUGAUGAAAUUUGAAAACUUGAAUUUUCGCGCAGAGAAAAUUUUUUUUGAAAAUUUUCAAAAAAAAAAUUCAGGGGUUCUAGAUCAGAAUUUCGUGCUGAAUGAAAAUCACGGAAAACCUGAUUUUCAGUGAUUUUGAGGUUUUCCAUGGUUUUCAGCACAAAAUUUUAGCCAGAAACUUUUUUUUCUAAAAAAUCGGAAUAUUUUCGAAUAAAAUUAUAUUCAGGAUAAAAACAGUUUUCUAGAUCAGAAUUUUGUGCUCAAAACCACGCAGCACAUUAUUUUUAUCAAUUUUGAAGUAUUUCAUGAUUUUCAGCGCAGCAUUUCAGCCAAUAACAUAUUUUUGCUUGAAAAAUCUGAAAAUUUCGAAAAACAGUCUUCUAGAUCAAAAUUUUGUGCUGAAAAUCAUGGAAAACCUCAUUUCCAAUGAAUUUGAGGUAUUUCAUGAUUUUCAGCGCAAAAUUCUGAUCUAGAAACAUUUUUUUCCUGAAAAAUCUGUAAAUAGUGUUCUAGAUCAGAAUUUCGUGCUGAAAAUCAUGUUUUCACUGAAAUCCUCUAUUUUUCCUCAAAAAUCCCAAUUUUCAGGUUCACAAAUGCGAUCCCGAAAUGAUAAAAACACUCUCAUUUCGUCUCGGCGCUCGACAUCGUCAUUAUAUGACUGAGGGACAGGAUAAUUGCUAUUGGGCACCUUUCGCACAACAAUUACCCAUUUGUAUGAGCAAAAUGUAUAUGAGAGUUGUCAAUGAGGAGGGAAAGUUUGUGCUAUUUUGGGGGGGGGGAUUUGGGAGUGGGAAAAAGCGAAAAUUUGAAAUUUUGAAAAAAAUUCUGUCUUGGCCGAGUUUCCGACAUUUCUUGGCCACCGCUCGAAAAUUCGGCCACAUAUUGUUUUUAUGAAAAGUUAAGCUAAAAAUCUCAGAAAAUUUCAAAUUUUUAACAUUAAAAAAUUUCUGAUUCAAACAUUUGAAGGUUUUUCGAAGUUCUUUUUAACAUGAGCAAUGUUCGUAAUUUUUUUUCAAUUUCGGAAUGAAAUUUGAACAUUUUAAAGUUAGCUAGAAAUUUCAAAUUUUCGAAAAAUGAAACGAUUUUGCUUCGAAAACUUCAAAGUUUAAUUUUAUUCUAAAUUUUCGGAAUUUCAGAAGUUUCUGAAAAUCUUGAAAAUUUAAAUUAAAAGAUUUAGCUAAAAAUCCACGUUGCAGAAAAUUUAAAAAAUGUUGAAACCUAGAAAUUUUGCAUCAGAAAUCCAAGAUUUUCGAAUUUCCACGUAACAAAAAACUCUAAAAUUCCGCCUUGCCACGUGGCAAAAUUUCAGCUCCCCCUCAACACUUUUUCCUUCCAGAAUCCGAAAAAUCCUGCGAAUCCGCUCACGUGCCUCCGAAAAAAGCGAAGAAGAAGAAGUUUGCGAAUCAUGGCGUCAAUUUUCGUGUAUGAUGAUUGAAUCGAUGAAACGUGGAUAUGAGGGAUGUGCCAGCGAGAAAACACCACUUCGGCUAAGUAUUACGAAGUGAGUGGGGGUGCUGAAAUUACUCAGAAUCGCUGAAAAUCACUAGUUUCAUCGGUUUCAGCACAAAACUUUAGUCUAGAACUUUGUUUUUUCAAAAUUUCAAAUCUGAGGAAUCUUUGCCACGUGGAUUCUGCAUCCUGAAAAGGGGUUUUAGAAUUUGAAAAUUUUAACUUGAAGCUCAAAAAUAGUGCCACGUGGAUCUUCAAAAUUUUAAGAAUUUGAAAAACAAUUUCCACGUGGAUUUUAAGAUUUAAAAAAAUCAAAUUUAAAAUUAACAAACUUUAAAUUAAGGUUUUGAUGAUAAAAAAUUGCCACGUGGAUUUUCAGCAGAAAAAAACUGACUCAAAAAAAUUUUAAGAAUUUCAAAAAAAAUCGCCACGUGGUUUUUAAGAUAAAAAAAAUCAAAUUUGAAAAUUAACAAACUUUAAAUUAAGUUUUUAAUGAAAAAAAAUGCCACGUGGAUUUUUGAGACCUGAAAAUCAUUCUGAAAUUUGAAAUAUUGGUCAUUUUGGAGCCAAGCUUUGAUUUCCACGUGGCAUUUCAGCUCAAAAAAAUCAGGUUUAAUAAUUUUUAAAUCUGAAUCAGGAUUAGAGUUUCGAAAAAAAAAUCGCCACGUGGUUUUCGAAAAAAAAAAUUACAUUCAGAAUUUCAUAAAACCUCUUGAAGUCUAGAAAAAUUCCACGUGGAUUUUUAGCGCUGAAAAUGUGUGUUUCCAGCUCAAUAAUCUCGAUGGCCUCAAUGCGCUCCACCCGUUCCCGCUCAGCUUCCCACUUCCUCGAACCCUCGCUGAGUCCAGCAAUCGGUUCGUCACCCACUCAAAAUCAUUUAUCACAUUCUUGUCGUAGUACACCACGUCGUUCGAUUCCACGUAGAUCACUUAGAUAGUUAUGACGUCAUUUUUUUGUUUUUUUUCAGCAUUUUUUGUUCAUGUAAACUCGUUGUGCUUUUAUUUUUAGUUGAUUUUUUUUCGGAAAAGAUUUGACCCGAUCCUGUUUUCAAAAUUAGCCUAACUCAAUGCGGAAGUGAGUUAUGACGUGGCAAAGUUUUGGUAACUCUGAUAUGAGCAAUGUUAUAAGUUCGGAUGGCCUAGAAACUCAAAAAUCAGCUUCCGGUGGCCUAGAAACCUUCCAGAUGGCCUAGAAACCCAAAAAUCUGCUUCUGGUGGCCUAGAAACCUACCCACAAACUUUGCCACGUCAUAACUCUCUUCAGAGUUGAGCUAACUAAUUUUUGACAACAGGAUAGUGUUCAGCGGGUCGAAAUCUACCAGAAAUCUGAAAAUUCAGCUCCGAUGUGUGCGAUAAUGACUUCGAAUAGUCUCGAUGUUUCUCCUGAAUCUCCAGUCGUCCCAUAUCGCAGAAGAAGUAUGUUCAAGAUGAAUCAAUGUCAAUCGAGAGGAAGUCAGGAUUUCACAGCGUUACGGUAGGCUUUUGCCACGUCAUAACUAACAUUCAAAAAAAAAAAGAAAGAAAAAAUUCCAGGAAUCGUCGAAUGUCUUCCCCAAAUAAUCCAUCAAUUCUGCUGAAUAAUUGCGAUAUUCAAUUGCUGAAACAGUUGGAUAUUUCAGAAGAGAAUCGGAGGAAAAAUCAGCAUCAGAAUCAUAUUUUGGGUGGCUCGGGAAGAGCCACGCAACAUCGACGAAGUAUAACACUUUUGAAUUUUGAUGCGCGAUCCAGGUCGCCGAGUUCUUGA